This is a messenger RNA of Coregonus sp. 'balchen', 44228 nucleotides long. NCBI's taxonomy places the organism in Eukaryota, Metazoa, Chordata, Actinopteri, Salmoniformes, Salmonidae. The record is from the annotation of a GenBank genome assembly.
CAGCUACGCUACCUGCUGUCCUUGCAUGCCAUAUUCCGAUGGAUCCUGGCGGAAGUGACCUGGAUUCGAGUCUUCCCCAUCCCGAGAACCCGUGCCUGAUCGUGGAGGACUCCCAGCCCGAUAGUGCAGCACUGGAGGACGACCCGGACAGCAGCUACCGCGCCCUGCUCGCCCGCCGCUUGUCCAGCCUGCAGCCCGCCACCUCCCACAGCCCUGUACUGGUGAGUAGCAUGGUGUAGCGACAGAUCAAGGUAACAAGUGGACAUGGGCUUGAACCAGCGACUGUGGUUAUGCGGAGAGUACAGUUACAGUAAACCUCCUGUGCCAUAAUGAUCCAUGUCUACUGGCAGGAGUAGUACCAUAGAUGAAGAGAAAGAGCCAUAGAUGAAAAGAUCUCUAGGAUAUAUAUGCCUGGGAGGUUGCCCAUCUGUACGGUUACUUUGCCCUACUUGCACCAAUGUCACUUGAUGUAUCCAUAAUUCUAUGCAAAGAUGGUAAUUUCUGUGAUUGACAUACUGCAGCGUGGAAAUCAGGAGAGUAGCCACUGAGGACAGACAGCCUGAGCAGGGCUCGAACCAGCGACUCAGAGGGCAAGUACACUAACGUUACAUCCUGUAACAUAAAGGUCUAGAGACCUUUUGAGAGGCGGUAAUAUGCUUUCUGGUCAUACAGGGAGGGGAGACGAUAGGAGUAUUGUUUUUGUCAGUUCCUCCUAGCCUGGUCCCAGAUCAGUUUGUGUUUUUGCCUACUCCAUUGUCAAGCAAGAGAGCAGAAAUGGACUGGCACCCAGGCAAAGAUCCUCCUACUACCUUAGAGCAGGAACAGACUGGCACCCAGGCUAAGAUCCUCCUACUACCUUAGAGCAGGAACAGACUGGCACCCAGGCUAAGAUCCUCCUACUACCUUAGAGCAGGAACAGACUGGCACCCAGGCUAAGAUCCUCCUACUACCUUAGAGCAGGAACAGACUGGCACCCAGGCUAAGUUCCUCCUACUACCUUAGUUUGUUGUCUGAUGACCUCAAAGGAACUUUGGGGCAUAUCAUCUUAGGUUGGGACAUGACAUUACUUACCUCUAUAAGUCUUAACAACUGAUCUAGGACUUGUUUUGUUGUGAAGUUCAUAUUCAUCAAUGUUAGAAGUGUGAGGAUAACAGAUCUCAAGUCAGUUGUCAAGAGCAGAAUAUCACUUGGCCCAAUUUGAAUCCUUUGAAAAUACAUCUCUCCAUCCUGCAUGCCAUGGAGUCAAUACUGACACAAUUGGAUAGGUGACAGCAAGGGUUUCAUCACAUAGCUUUCACCAAUUCAGUCAUGUCAGAUCAGUAAUUGUCCUACUUCAUGGGAAGGAGUGAUGCCUGUUGUAAUAUGAACAGGGCCACUGAAUCCAGCCGUCUCUCUCCCCAGGAGCUGAUCUCCUCUCCGGCAGGAAACAGAUACUCCGAGACAGACAGCCAAUCAGAGAGGAUCCCGAACAACAAUCACAACGGGCCAGGUUGGUCUCUCACUCUGUGACCAUAAAGGACAGAGAUUGGAUACCUGGGGCCAUAUGAUCAGUUCCCCCUUCCAUGUAAUUCUAUUCACUGUGAUCUAAAAGGCCAAACUGAUCCUAAAUCAGCACUCCUACUCUGAUAUGUUUGAUACAUACGGCCCCUCACCAUUUGAAGCUGUGGUUCUCUGUAUGUGACUGCUGUGAUGAGUAACCUUGCCUGGGACCCGAAGAGUUGCAUUGGCUCCCCAAGACUAUGCUUUGGUUUAGUGGUCUAAUGCACUCUUCUGGCGUGCAGGAAACCCGGGUUCGAACCCCAUCGCUUACGUAGAUUUGGAACAUUUAGUGGGGUGUUUGUCACUCCCGAUACCAAAUGAAUGUACCCUCCGAAGCACUAAAAGUCCAGGCCGCUAAGUUUAGGGCACAGCAAAGAGUAAGUGUGGAAUUUAAACCCUGGUUUCAACCAUUGCAGCUUUUUUCUGAGUAAUAACAUGCAUAUAGCCUAUUGAUAACACUGGUUUCUCUGUGAUAGCAUUGAAAGCAGUUGAUAGCAUUUGUCUCCCCAUAGCAGACAUUGUAUUCUGUCUUAAACCUGUUGAAUUCAUUUUCUUUAGUCAACCAGGAGGAAAGUCAAGUCCUAGAAGUUUGCUCGCUCCCCAAUACAAGGAGGUAGGUACUAGGUAAACAUCGUCACCAAGAUGCAGUGAAUUGAAGCAUUUGUAAGAGCAUUGAGACAGCCAGCUGAGAUGUUUGAGGAGUAUGCUGCAUUCCAAAUGGCCCCUGGCCCCUGCCUACUACCUAGACACUCCUGGAGAUCUGAGAGGAUUGGAUAGGUGGGUGCAAUAUGCCGACAUUUCCACCUAGCCAAUCAGAAGGCAAGAUGACGCUAUAACACUUAUAUCUAUCCAAUCACCUCCAAUCUACAGAGGCAGCUAGGAUGUAGGGGGCAGGCUAGGGGUCGGUUUGGAAUUCAGCAAAAAUCUGCUUUACGUUGACAUCUUGAUCCCUGAAACCAUCAGGUGUGCUACAGGAGGCAUGGCCAUGGAGUCUGGGGCGGACUCCACUACACAAUGCGCCCAGUCUGAAGGUACAAGCAGUUUUUAACAGAGAAAGAAAUAACCAUCUGAGACAUGUCUCUGAGACAAUAUACUGUAGCUGUGUAAACUUUGAAAUGCUCCUUGUUGGAAACAUUAUUUUUAGGCUAUACCACUUCUUUGUCAUCACCAGUUCAAUAUUGCAUUUCAUGAAUCAUGAUUUUGAGCUGUUUAUGUUGUGUGUGUGUGUCUUAGGAGGAGUGUCCCAGUUUGGUUUUCUGGAUCUUUCUGAGAGCCAGGGUCUGGGUGAAGUGGUGGGGAACAGUCAGGAGGAGGAGGGGCCUACUGCUGCCCAGACAGACAGCCAGAGACACAACAAGCCAGGUAACAAUACUACCGGUAGGUCAUCUUUACUUCACCUGAGUCCAGGGUCGUGUUUAGUAGGUGGAAAACGUUUGAAACUGGGAGAAAUAGGGGGGUAGUACCUGGGUCGUAUUCAUUAGGCAACAAACUGAACUUCUGAGGAAAACUGAGAGGGACUACCUGAACUUGUCCAGUAAGAAAUGUGCUUUUAUGUCGUUUUCCAUAGCAAAAUGUUUUGCUACAUUGUGCCUAAUGAAUACGACCCUGAACAUGUUCAUUAAGAAUAAGAACACAGACAUUUUUUCCCCCUGUUGCUAAAUGUUUUGCUGCAGUGAAUAGGACCCAGUUAAAAUCAAAGUGAAACAUAUUUUGUUGACUUGUCAUUGUUUUGUUGUCACCAGGUGAACAGAAGAAUAUGACAACGGGCUUACCUUCAGGCAGUCAGGACAGCAAAUCCAAGAGGUGAGAAUAACCAUCUGUAGGAUGCAUACCUACAAGAUCAUAUUUUGUCAUAAAACCUCAGUGUACCACAAGGGCUCGAGAGUCAAGCUUUAAAGGUCCAGUGCAGUCAAAAACGUGAUUUUCCUGUGUUUUAUAUAUAGUACCAGUCAAAAGUUUGGACACCUACUCAUUCAAGGGUUUUUCUUUAUUUUUACUAUUUUCUACAUUGUAGAAUAAUAGUGAAGACAUCAAAACUAUGAAAUAACACAUAUGGAAUCAUGUAGUAACCAAAAAAGUGUUAAACAAAUCAAAAUAUAUUUUAUAUUUGAGAUUCUUCAAAUAGCCACCCUUUGCCUUGAUGACAGCUUUGCACACUCUUGGCAUUCUCUCAACCAGCUUCACCUGGAAUGCUUUUCCAACAGUCUUGAAGGAGUUCCCACAUAUGCUGAGCACUUGUUGGCAGCUUUUCCUUAACUCUGCGGUCCGACUCAUCCCAAACCAUCUACAUUUGGUUGAGAUCGGGGGAUUGUGGAGGCCAGGUCAUCUGAUGCAGCACUCCAUCACUCUCCUUCUUGGUAAAAUAGCCCUUACACAGCCUGGAGGUGUGUUGGGUCAUUGUCCUGUUAAAAAACAAAUGAUAGUCCCACUAAGCGCAAACCAGAUGCGAUGGCAUAUCACUGCAGAAUGCUGUGGUAGCCAUGCUGGUUAAGUGUGCCUUGAAUUCUAAAUAAAUCACAGACAUUGUCACCAUCAAAGCACCCCCACACCAUAACACAUCCUCCUCCAUGCUUUACUGUGGGAAAUACACAUGCUGAGAUCAUCCGUUCACCCACACUGCGUCUCACAAAGACACAGCGGUUGGAACCAAAAAUCUCAAAUUUGGACUCCAGACAAUGGACACAUUUCCACCGGUCUAAUGUCCAUUGCUCCUGUUUCUUGGCCCAAGCAGGUCUCUUCUUAUUAUUGUUGUCCUUUAGUAGUGGUUUCUUUGCAGCAAUUCGACCAUGAAGGCCUGAUUCACACAGUUUCCUCUGAACAGUUGAUGUUGAGAUGUGUCUGUUACUUGAAAUCCGUGAAGCAUUUAUUUGGGCUGCAAUUUCUGAGGCUGGUAACUCUAAUGAACUUAUCCUCUGCAGCAGAGGUAACUCUGGGUCUUCCAUUCCUGUGGCGGUCCUCAUGAGAGCCAUUUUCAUCAUAGCGCUUGAUGGUUUUUGCGACUGCACUUGAAUAAAUGUUCAAAGUUAUUGAAAUGUUCCGUAUUGACUGACCUUCAUGUCUUAAAGUAAUGAUUGACUGUCGUUUCUCUUUGCUUAUUUGAGCUGUUCUUGCCAUAAUAUGGACUUGGUCUUUUACAAACCUUGUCACAACACAACUGAUUGGCUCAAACGCAUUAAGAAGGAAAGAAAUCACACAAAUUAACUUUUAAGAAAGCACACCUGUUAAUAGAAAUGCAUUCCAGGUGACACCUCAUGAAGCUGGUUGAGAGAAUGCCAAGAGUGUGCAAAGCUGUCAUCAAGGCAAAGGGUGGCUAUUUGAAGAAUCUCAAAUAUAAAAUAUAUUUUGAUUUGUUUUAACACUUUUUUGGUUACUACAUGAUUCCAUGUGUUAUUUCAUAGUUUUGAUGUCUUCACUAUUAUUCUACAAUGUAAGAAAUAGUAAAAAAUAAAGAAACACCCUUGAAUGAGUAGGUGUGUCCAAACAUUUGACUGGUAGUGUAUAUUUCCACAUUAUCUGGUUUGAAUAAUACUGAAAUUGUAAAAAAUUAUGAUAAUGCCCUUUUAGCGUAAGAGCUGUUUGAAAAGACUGCAUAUAAUUUCUUCCUGUUUUUUGGUGGGAUGGAGUUUUGGCCUGCCUGGUGACAUCACCAGGCGGUUAAUUAGUUAAUAGACCAAUAAGAAAGAGAGUUCCAAACCUGUCUGCCAUUAACAGCUAGUUUUCAGUUUUUCCCUCCCUACUUUUUCACUCCCAGACAGUCCUAGCUGGGAAGUUGCUGUUUUCAAAGAAGCUAUUUUUGUUUCUUUUGACCAUUUUAAUUGAAAACAAUCACAGUAAGAUACUUAAUUGUUACCCAGAAUGUAUUUGAUAUUGAGAUAAAAACGGCUGCAUUGGGCCUUUAAAAAGAAGGCUGAAAAUGUAAACCUUAAUUGGAAGAUUCACGUGAAUCACACAUUCAAUCAAUCAAUCAAUUUUAUUUUAUAUAGCCCUUCUUACAUCAGCUAAUAUCUCGAAGUGCUGUACAGAAACCCAGCCUAAAACCCCAAACAGCUAGUAAUGCAGGUGUAGAAGCACGGUGGCUAGGAAAAACUCCCUAGAAAGGCAAAACCUAGGAAGAAACCUAGAGAGGAACCAGGCUAUGAGGGGUGGCCAGUCCUCUUCUGGCUGUGCCGGGUGGAGAUUAUAACAGAACCAUGCCAAGAUGUUCAAAAAUGUUCAUAAGUGACAAGCAUGGUCAAAUAAUAAUCAGGAAUAAAUCUCAGUUGGCUUUUCAUAGCCGAUCAUUAGAGUUUAAAACAGCAGGUCUGGGACAGGUAGGGGUUCCAUAACCGCAGGCAGAACAGUUUAAACUGGAAUAGCAGCAAGGCCAGGCGGACUGGGGACAGCAAGGAGUCACCACGGCCGGUAGUCCCGACGUAUGGUCCUAGGGCUCAGGUCUCUCAGUUGGCUUUUCAUAGCCGAUCAUUUAGAGUUGAAAACAGCAGGUCUGGGACAGGUAGGGGUUUCGUAGCCGCAGGCAGAACAGUUUAAACUGGAAUAGCAGCAAGGCCAGGCGGACUGGGGAUAGCAAGGUGUCAUCAUGCCCGGUAGUCCUGACGUAUGGUCCUAGGGCUCAGGUUCUCAGAGAGAACGAGAGAACGAGAGAAUUAGAGAGAGCAUACUUAAAUUCACACAGGACACUGGAUAAGACAGGAGAAGUACUCCAGGUAUAACCAACUAACCCCAGCCCCCCGACACAUAAACUACUGCAGCAUAAAUACUGGAGGCUGAGACAGGAGCGGUCCGGAGACACUGUGGCCCCAUCCGAAGAAACCCCCGGACAGGGCCAAACAGGAAGGAUAUAACCCCACCCACUCCGCCAAAGCACAGCCCCCGCACCACUAGAGGGAUAUCCCCAACCACCAACUUACAAUCCUGAGACAAGGCCGAGUAUAGCCCACAGAGGUCUCCACCACAGCACAAACCAAGGGGGGGGCGCCAACCCAGACAGGAAGAUCACGUCAGUAACUCAACCCACUCAAGUGACGCACCCCUCCCAGGGACGGCAUGAAAGAGCACCAGCAAGCCAGUGACUCAGCCCCUGCAACAGGGUUAGAGGCAGAGAACCCCAGUGGAGAGGGGAACCGGCCUGGCAGAGACAGCGUCUAGGAAACAUUGAUGUCAGUGGGACAUUGGUAGUCAUUUAUAAAGCUAGGAUUCGGCCCCAAAAUGAUCGAUCCAUACCUCACAGAUUUACACAUGUUAGUUCUGUUGCUCAAUCCCAAAUCGAUUCCUAGACGCUAUCUUAUGCACCUGUGGAGCUCUGGGAGGAAUUGAUAGAUGUAAGCAAUAUGGUAAUGAGUCUAUCUUGCCCAAUAGCGUAGGUGGAAUUUUCAUCAUAUUGCUUUCACAUCAACUUCUCUAAGACCUCCAGAAGUAAAUGAAAGGUCUAAGAGUUGAUUUGGAAUUGGGCAUUAGUUAAAUGAAGUGUCUGGUUCUUCCCCCAGGUCGGAGGUGAGCUCUAGCAGCUCGUCGGAGUCCCUGGGUCGGGCCGGCCGGGAACUGAGUGUCCAGGCUUUGCUCCACUCCCAGGGCCUGCAGGCCUCAGAGGACCAGGAUCCCAAAGGGGACGACUCUGAGCUGCUGUCCUCUCAGGAGGACCUCUUCGACGCUGACAGGACAGGUGGGUCAUCCAUCUGUCCACUCACCCAAACUAUCUCUCUGUGUUAAAGAUAUAUACUGUCAGGGCUUACAGUACUUCUCCAGUUGGAGCAGCUCUUGUUGGAAGAGGUUAAAAAAGUGUAGUCAGUUGUUCACAAAACAAUUUCAAGGAGAGCAAUUAUCAACAGUUGACAUGAACAACUGAUCACAAAAUGGACAGAUGUUAAUGGAGUUCUCUCUCUCUCUCAUUCUCUCUCUCUCUAGGCACAAGGGUGGACAGCACAGUGUCAGAGCCAGAGAACCAAGCCGUGCCCACCCUUACCCCCGCCAACACCCUGCGUCUGCUGCACCUCUCUGGGCAGGGCACCCUGGUGCAGGAGAGCCUAUCCCAGUAAGACAACUCUCGCCUCAACACUAUACUGCACACUCCCACUGAGUAGUAGUCCUGUUGUUUGGGUUGGCCUGGGUUGUGUUCAGUAGGACAAGGCGUACCAAAGCGUUUUGCAACGAAAAAGGAAAAUCUGUGUUCCAAUUGGACAAGUUGAGGUAGCACUUUAUUGUUUCAAAUCGUUUUGUCCCUACCGAACACAUCCAGCAAUUCUGUGUUGUCCUCCUCAGAGGAAGAAUGAUUGUUGCAUUCAUCUUUGCCUUCUGAUCCUAUAGGAACUCUGUUGACUUUGUAGCACCCACCCAGGAAAAUUUGAGCCAAACACCUUUUAUCGUCCCCAGUUCACCGACAGGACAAGAAAAUGAAAUGGGUAACUAAACUUUAUUUUAUCCAGUUGACAUGUCAGUUGUUUUAGUGUCUAUGCUGAAAAAUAGAACUCAGUGAUACACUUCUGGUAACCCCGCAGGUGCCGAUGAACCAAUGGACACGUCUAUGCCUCCGGAGGACCAAUCGGAUGGCAAGGAGGAGGAGCCAAUGGACAUGGACCCAGCUCCUAAGUCACGCCCCUCGGCGUCCACCCCAGUAUUCCAGAACUCCCCAGAUUUUGUGUUGGAGAGGACCCUCUCUCUGCCUACCCAGCCUGAGUUCUCUCAUGUAUGUAUCUUUACUCCAUUGACCAGACAGUGGAAAAAAUCUAUUCAGUUAGCACUGAACUCAAUGGCCGUGUCCGGUUACCCGUUUUUGUGUCCUAAAUAGUAGGCUGUUUGGGAAUGUGAAAAAUAUAAUGUUUUAUUAUAUGUGGAAUUUGGAAAACGUUGUUUGCUUUAAAUGCCUGUAUGUCAUACUCAUGGAUUUCCAUGUAGUAGGAACUCUCAGACCGAUGUGUGUUUGACAACAGCUGAUAAUCAGAUAAGGGGUCGGGCUGUGCCAAAAUGAAAGAAUGGCGGGGGAACAACCAAAUUGUGCAUUAGAUGACGCCUUCUCAGUAUGGAUGAGCCUAGUAUUACGUUUUGACAGUUUAGUCAUUUAGCAGACGCUCUUAUCCAGAGAGACUAACAGUUAGUGCAUUCAUCUUAAGAUAUCUAGGUGGGACAACCACAUAUCUCAGUCAUAGUAAGUAAAUUUUUCCUCAAUAAAGUAAAGUCUGACACACAGUAUGUUGAUAUUUGUUGCUUACUGCUUAUGUUUUUACUAAACAGUUUGUUCUAAAUAGUAUGUAGUAUGGUUAGUACAUAGUAUAUACUUUUAGUAAGUAGUAGGCAAGAGUGAGGUCUUUACGUUUCUGUACUGACAUUUUACAAGUACACAACUUUCACAGUUUGAAUGUAUCAAUAUAUGGAGACCAGGGACCUACCUUUACCUCCCCUUAUUCUUCACUCAUUAUGGAUUAUAUUGGUUUAUUAUGAUGAUCAAGAAUCUCAGUAUUCAAUCAGUCCUUCUAUGGGUUCAUAAAACACCAUCAAUUUAGUGUCUUAUUUUUCUCUUUCCAAAGGAUGUAUUUGUCCCAACCCAGAGCCAAGAGGCUGGAAGCAGUAGCACAGCUCCACAAGAGAUGAACAGCAGGAAAGUGACGUCAUCAUCCCAACCCACAUCACUGGAGUCAAGCUCAUCCAAGAUGGCCGCCGCAGCCGCCCAGCCCAAAGCACCUACAACAACUGACCGUGAACGCUCUGUGACUGAUUCUUUCCAACUGGAGCUGUCUGUGAAUACUCAGAGCUGUAGUCUGGCCCAGCAGGCUUCAAUGGAGGCUGGGGGGAAGGAUGUCGAGGAGGACAGCCAGGCUACACAGAUAGAAGAAGGUCUGGACGGACCCCUACGGAAAGACACCAGUGACUCUGUAAUGUCAUGUAACAGCCAGAAGAGGGAAAGUAACGGGGUCCCCUCCGACCCAAAAACCUCUGCUAUUUUGCCUAAAGUUUCUCAGGUGCCUGACUUGCUGAAGACUAGCGGGGAAAGUGCCAGGAGAGAGGAAUGUAACACAUCACAGAAGUCUGACACGCACAAACAGACAACCUUGAAUGUACGCAGUGUGAAUGUAGGUCACGAUGGUAUCAAUGUGACCAAAACAGAUAGUUCUCUGAAGCAGAAUGCCAAGGCCUCUUCCCCCUCUCCCUCCUCCCAACAGAAGCUUGAAACCAUAGACUUGUUAACCCCUAGCAGCUGUGUGCAGGAGACGCCUUCUUCCUCCAAUAGCACUCCCUGUAGUUUGGCCUCCCUGUCUCAGUCUCAAGCCCAGUCUGUUUUCUCACAGAUGUCUCGCGUGGGCUCAGUGAAGGCUCUCUCGCCGAGUCCAGGUGUUUCUGUAGACUCUAGAAGAGAUGGAGGAGGAAGGAGAGAAGUAGGAGAAGCCGGAGGAGGAGGAGUGGGAAGCCCGAUAAGCUCACAGAAAAACCAGGACCCGGCUAAAUCCAGACAGUCUUUGUCACAGGAGCGUGGAGGCACUGCUACCAACAGCCCCAAGGAGAAAAACAUAGCAGAUGAAGAAGAGAUGGAGGAGGAGGAGGGAGAGAAGCAGCAGGACAGCACAUUGGGGCCCGAGGGCUCAGGCCUCUAUCUGUCUCUCUCUCAGAGCCAGGUGCUUUCUCCAGAGCCCAUGGAGGAAGGAGGAGAGGAGGAAGAAAAACAAGGGAGGUUCCCUGUCUCGCACUCCAGGAGCGAGGGAGGAGGAGAGGAGGAGAGCUGCGGCAGCGUCAUUGUGCUGGAGGAGAGCGAGAGGAGCUCCCAGCUCCUGGAGAAGGAAGUGACGUCGCCGUCGAAGAUGGGCACGUCUCAGCCAGUGGCAAGCCGGCGGGGGUCGGUGUCGUCAAAUGGCACGGGGUCACAGCUGAAGGACACCCAGCGGGUACCAAUCGGACUCUCCCAGACUGAAAAGGGAGGGUCUAGGGAAGCAGAGGGGCUCCGUGACAAGAGCCUCAGUGACAGCUCUGGAGGUGAGACGCCUAGAUGCCUGUGGAGAUAUAGGGUGACUCAAUAGUGCUUUCUUGAUUCCUUGAUUCCUUUCUUUCCUUCUCAAAACACAUUGUAGGAAAAGAUCAGAGGGGAGGAACCUCAGACCUUCUUCCCUCAGACCUCCUCCAGUGCGUUUUGAGGAGAGAGGACACGAGGAAUCUAGGAAAGACUAUUAAGAAUCAAUGAAGUAGAUAGAAGUUUGUUUUUGUCCAAUAUAUUGUGUGUAGACCGAGGUUGGGAGUGGGUCACCAGGGGUAUAUUUGGGAUGGGAUGGGAUGGGGGGGGGUUCCAUAAAAAAAAGGGUAUUCUUAUUGAUUUAACAGCUUUGUGCUUGCCUUUCUGACCACUGAUAGGUGAAAAUACUUGAUAGGUUUUCCUCCACUUGCUUUCAUGUGUCCUAGUCCCUUCAGAUCAGUGGCCAUGAAGGGAAGGCAGUGAUGAAAGACUAUUGGCCAACUCUAUUUAAUUCAAAGUGUAUUGUCCCUGCAGUGAAUCCAUUGGGUUACCAGGACUAUAUAAGCCUUAGCGAUAGCUUGUCAUUUUGAAGCUAUUACAUUCAGUUCAGAGAUUGUAAUGGUUGUUGUUUGUAUUAAUAUUUGUCCUCUGCAGAGAUCCCAUUCCACUUCACUCUCCCCAAAGAAGGCGAGCUGAUUGGCCCUCCUGUGAGUGCCACUCCCCCUCUGAUCAGCCAGUUGAAGCAGACACCGAGACACAGCACUCCGAUUGGUGGGUUUCUCCCUCUCAGGAAAUAUUAUUUACAUUUUACAUUUUAGUCAUUUAGCAGACGCUUUUAUCCAGAGCGACUUACAGUUGCAUACAUUUUUCAUACUGGCCCCCCGUGGGAAUCGAACCCACAACCCUGACGUUGCAAGCGCCAUGCUCUACCAACUGAGCUACAGGAGGCUAUUAUCACCUGGCUCUCUCCAUAGCCAGAUUUACUGUGUGAACUGAAGCAAAGUAUUCUAACCACAUAUACAUUCUCACACCUCACUUUACACUCACUCUCUAUCCCACCUACCUAACCACACACAAACAAACAAACACACACACACACACACACACACACACUCACACAUAAACAUACAAACUCACCCUCUCUCUCCUAUUCACCCACCCAGGUACACACACACACACACACACUCUCUCCCACCUACUCCUUUACACAAACACUGUUGUUCUCCCACUCACCUCCACUCAUCAUUCCAGUAUCAUGGUUCACUACUAGAAUCCCCCAGAGAGGCUCUGAUCUGAUCCGGAGAGGAUCUGAUCUGAUCCGGAGGGGAUCUGAUCUGAUCCGGAGGGGCUCUGAUCUGAUCCGGAGGGGCUCUGAUCUGAUCCGGAGAGGCUCUGAUCUGAUCCGGAGGGGCUCUGAUCUGAUCCGGAGGGGCUCUGAUCUGAUCCGGAGGGGCUCUGAUCUGAUCCGGAGAGGUUCUGAUCUGAUCCGAUUACAUUGUGGUGGUCGUUGGCUCUUUUUGUUUUCCUCAGAGAUAACUUUCUUCUCUGAGAAGUCUGCGGCGGCGGGUGACGUUUCCACGGAGACAGCGAUGGCGACCAGUGAAAUCAUGGCGGGGGAGAGUGGCGAGGACACGGCCGAAGGGGAUGAUGGGAAACUGAGUUUGCGGAUGAAGCUGGUGACGCCUGUGGAGGAGGGCAGCUCAGAGCGCUUCAGCUUGCAGAGUAAGAGCUGUUAUAGGCCGCUAAUUAAUGUGUUAUAACCACGUUAUUACCUCAUUAUUCAAAUAACAGAAAUAGGACAGCACUCCGGUAAAUAAACUUAAAUUGACAUAUUUUUAUUGCCGCACAAACAUUUCGGGUAUGAGCCCUUCUUCAGCGUGCAAGGCAAUGGCAAUCAGUGUCACAGCAAAAACAACACACAGGUGGGCAUAGUUAUAAAAUCCCAGUCAGUUUUUAUUUAUUUUUAUUUUACCAUUAUUUAACUAGGCAAGUCAGUUAAGAACACUUUCUUAUUUACAAUGACGGCCUACACCGGCCAAACCGGACGAUGUUGGGCCAAUUUUGCGCCGCCUUAUGGGACUCCCAAUCACGGCCGGUUGUGAUACAGCCUGGAAUCGAACCAGGGGGUCUGUAGUGACGCCUCAAGCACUGAGAUGUAGUGCCUUAGACCGCUGCGCCACUUGGGAGCCCAAUGGAUUGGCCCAAUCAAGAGAUUCAAGCAGAGGGAGCUGAGGGGUAAACAUGACAAUCAAAUAAAGAUAGACACACAAUACAAAUACAUUAUGAUGUCAUUACCUAAAAAAAACAAGAGAAAUAACAUUCCUCAUUAAGGCCUGCUGGGUUACCACGUUAUUACCACUGGAAUAGAAAUGAUAGCUGUUGUAAUGGUUUACAUUCCAAUGCCUGCUUAUAAACAGGUUAUGACCACUGUGACAUGAUAUGACCACGUAUGUUACCUUUUGGUUUGCCUAUGGAUGUUCAAGAGAUCUGUAUGUUAUUUUCUUAUGAUUCUGUGUGUUGAUGCCAUUGAGGGGCAAGUGACUAUCUUUCAAAUGGUACAGUGGUCUAUAGAAAUUCACAGAAAACGCAUACAGCAUCAAACAAUCUCCAACUAUGUACAUAGAAUUAAAGGGGUUUCAUAUAACUACUGAAGCGUAUCCAUUGAUGUAUAGAAAUGUGACAUCCUCUGCUGACUCACACCUUUACUGCAAGAAUAGACGUCUCAGUUUGUUGAUUUAUUUUGUUCAACCCCCAAAAAGCCCAAAUGAAACGCUUUUAUUUUCCUCCCAGAGCCACCGCUAUCAGACGAGGAAGGCUCUGUCUCCAAGGUUACCACCGUUGUCAAGGCUGUAACCAGGUAACCCGCUUUGGAUUCUAUGCAAGGCAGCCCGAUUUCAGACUUUUUCCCCUGCCUGGGAUUUGAGCCGUUUCCCAAAUGUAUUCCUACAACUCAUUAUCACGAUUCAGCUUCAUAUUUUUAAAAAUAUAUUUUAGUCAUUUAGCAGACGCUCUUAUCCAGAGCGACUUACAGUAGUGAGUGCAUACAUUUUCAUACUUUUUUCAUACUGGGAUGCCUAUUUGUACUCUGUACCCCAAAUAAGAACCCUGUUGAGAGUAUUAUAGAAUAAUAAUUUGUAUAGAUACAAAGAUGCUUAAUACAGUAUGUUACAACCAUCAGAUGCGUAAGUGAAUGAUAAUGGCUGACAUUUGCAUGUAUUUGCAUAUACAUGUAUUACCUGACUUUAUGUCAGGUCAUUUGGUUUCCAUGGUGUGUUUGUGAGUAGCUCAUCCUUUUACCAUGCACAGUUGAGUUGACACUCGGGUUACAAAAGUAGUUAUGAAUUCGCUGGAGGGUUGCUGGCGUCAGUAUCCUAGAUUCCGUCACCUGCCGUUGUCGAGCAAGGCACUUAUCCCCUGGCUGCUCAGGGGAUCUCUCUGUGGUGUGGUGUGUGUGUGUGUCGGGGGGGUUUGGUUCAAGUAUAAAGACACAUUUCCGUUCUUCCCCAAGGGAAAUGGAGAAUACAGCAACUGCAUUGCAAGGCAAUUUGAUGACAUACUAUUGGCUUGUUGUCUGACCAGUGUCCCCCUCCCCAGCCCCCUGCCCAGCCCCUCUGUGUUCAGCAGGGUGAGGGAGGCCCACAGACAGGUGAUGGAGGACCAGGCCGAGGCCCAUCCCAGUGGCCCUGGAACCCCUGUCAGGUAAACAACGUGUAUGGCCUCUGACCUGGGUCGUGUUCAUCAGGUCACAGUGUGGCACAACAUUUUUUAAAUGUUGCGCAAUGCAAAACUAAAACGAGCGUUUCUUAGUGGAUACAUUUGGAUUGUAGGCUACCUCCCAGUUUCGCACUGAUCUCUUCCGCUGCAUGCCUGCUGAACACGACCCUGCUUACUUACCUCAUGUCAUUUCUCAUAACGAUGAUGAUAAGGAUAGUUAUUUUAAGCACCUUUGAAAACUGUAACGUUUGUCUCUGAACAUUUGGUGCCGACCUGAAGUAUAGUUUGUUGAUUCCCAGUAUAAUAGCUCCCCCUGCUGGCCAUAAUGAGAGCCUAGUAGCCACACAAGCCUAAUGUCUAUAGUGGCCUCAGAGUAUCCAUUCUGUUUUAAAGUACUGUAAAACGUCAAUGAAAUACAGUCUCAAAUAGCUGCUUGUCCCUUUUAAAAGCCGGCAGUGGCACACAUUUCAGCAAAUAAACGCCUGUUUGAAAUAAACGCUGGGUCUAAAUUAAUUGUUACCAUGAAUUGUUUACGAGGUUUAAUGUUUGAUUUGUUACAUUCAAUAAUUCAGUAAUGAUGGCAGUCAUCUGUUUUUAUCACCAGUAAAAAACUGCUAGCUAUUGGCUUCUAACUGCUGAGAACCCUAGAAAUCUUCCGAUCGCACUCUAGUGGCGAAAGUAAGAAUUGCCUAAAUUGCACAGUCAAAGAGGAGAACAAUUAUUGUCAAGGAAAUGUUUUUUUUAUUUUUUAUAUAGAGGCAUACUAAGACAAACAAUUUGACAGUGUGUAAAUGAUAACACAUCAGUGCAGGAAAUGAAUAAAAUAUAUUAUAAUGCUGGAAUUAAACAAUUAACUAUGCAAAUUAGCAAAAGCUGUGUGCAUUAAGGAAAAGAUGUCUGGCUCAAAUAGAAGCCUGUCUCUAAUAGAAGCCUGUCUCUAAUAGAAGCCUGUUGUGUUCAGGGAUUUAAGCAAAUAAACAUCUGGGCUAUUAAUUGAAGUUUUCCGGUAUGACAGUUUGAGAUCAACAAGGGACACUAGUAUGCUGCUCCAAUAUUGUGUCCAUUUGACCUUGACAGCCCUCCACCUGUCCUGGUAUAUCUUUACAAUUCUGGAAGUAGGUUAUGUGCGUGCGUACGAGAGAGACCUACUUCUUAGCUAUUUUGGGUACCAUUCAUGCCCCCUCAGAGAGAUGGAGGCUCUGUCUGGUUUUGUCCUGUCGGGGUGUUAUAACAAGGUCAUUAUCAAGGUGUCCACACCACACACCAUAGCCCUAGUUGUACCUGCUCUCUGUCUCUGGCCUACCAUUACAGGACUACAGAGGCAAUACUGAAACCUUUAUUAACAUUUGGCAAAGGAUGAUAUCAGCCCUUAUAUAAGUGCCUUUAGAAAGUAUUCAAACCCCUUGACUUUUUCCACAUUUUGGUGUGUUACAGCCUGAAUUUAAAAUGGAUUAAAGUGAUAUUUUUUUGUCACUGGCCUAUACACAAUACCCUAUAAUGUCAAAGGGGAAUUCUGACUUUUGGAAUUUUAACAAAUUAAUAAAAAAUAAAAAUCUGAAAUAUCUUGAGUCAAUAAGUAUUCAACCCCUUUGUUAUGGCAAGCCUAAAUGAGCGUGAUGAGCCAACCUAACCCGGACGAACGCUGGGCCAAUUGUGCGCCACCCUAUGUUAACACAACAAAAUGUGGAAUAAGUCAAGAGAUAUGAAAACUUUCUGAAGGCACUGUAUAUUUAUAUGUGCAUACAUGUAUUUUCAUUAGUCCUGAAAGGGCUUUAUAGUGUACGGACUCACCCCAUCCAUGUGUAGCGCCCCUCUGGGUGAUGCACGGCUGCCAUUUUGUCUCUUGAACGCUCACCACACAAUGAAAGUGAUUGAUUGUGCCAUUGACAUAUGAAAUGUCUCUCUCACCUUUCACAGAGGGGAACUGUUCAGCUCACCCUCACAGCAGACAAGCUCCCAAAGACCCACCAUCUCCUCUCCUUCCCUUGGAUGCAUCAGCCUCCCCAACAGCCAAUCGGAGCCCCCCUCCAGCCCCCGCCAGGAAGUGAAGUGUAUGUUGCCAUUGGGGCUCAGAGAGAAAGCGCCUCCAGCUGAACCAUCCACCCCAGGCCAUCCAGCAGUGCCUACCCCACAGACAGGCACCGCAGCUGGGGAGAGAGAGUCGUGUGGGCCCCCGGAGCCAUCCACCCCCACCAGAGCCGCUGCCAUCAGACAGAGGGCUGUGUCCCAGCAGACAAGCUUUGACAACACCAUCUCUCCCAGUUCACCCAGUAAGGUAAGAGCCACUGGGUAGCUACAAUGAUAUGGUUGAUCAUAUUAAAGGGAAUAGAAAGAGAUGAUGAGAUUCCUGUCCGUUAUUCUUCUAGCCUAACCGCCAUUCCCCCCCCCCCCCCCUCUCUCUCCAUCCACCUUGCUUGUCUCAUGUCCUCAUGUUUUCUCUCUCCCUCUCCCUCUCUCUCUCUCUUCAUCCACCUUGCUUGUCUCAUGUCCUCAUGUUUUCUCUCUCUCUCUCUCUCUCUCUCUCUCUCUCCCCAUCCACCUUGCUUGUCUCAUAUCCUCAUGUUUCUCUCUCUCUCUCUCUCUCUCUCUCUCUCUCUCUCUCUCUGUCUUCAUCCACGUUGCUUGUCUCAUGUCCUUAUGUGUUCUCGUCUCUCUCUCUCUCCAUCCACCUUGCUUGUCUCAUAUCCUCAUGUUUUCUCUCUCUCUCCCUCUCUCUCUUCAUCCACCUUGCUUGUCUCAUGUCCUCAUGUUUUCUCUCUCCCUCUCUCUCUCCCUCUCUCUCUCCAUCCACCUUGCUUGUCUCAUUCCUAUGUUCUCUCUCUCUCUCUCUCUGUCUCAUCACGUUGCUGUUCAGUCCUAUGUGUUCUCGUCUCUCUCUCUCUCCAUCAACCCUGCUGUCUCAUAUCCUCAUGUUCUCUUCUCUCUCUCUCUCUCUCUGUCUUCAUCCAACGUGCUUGUCUCAUGUCCUUAUGUGUUCUCUCUCUCUUCUCUCAUCCACCUGCUUGUCUCAUAUCCUAUGUUCUCUCUUCUCUCUCUCUCUCUCCUGUCUUCAUCCAGUUGUUGUCUCAUGUCUUAGUGUUCUCGUCCUCUCUGUUCUCUCUUCAUCCACCUUGCUUGUCUAUGUCCUCAUGUUCUCUCUCUCUCUCUCUCUCUCUCUCUCUCUCUCUCUCUCUCUCUCUCUCUCUCUCUUCAUCCACCUUGCUUGUCUGAUGUCCUCAUGUUCUCUCUCUCUCUCUCUCUCUCUCUCUCUUCAUCCACGUUGCUUGUCUCAUGUCCUCAUGCUUCCUCGUCUCUCUCCCUCUAGCUCUGUCAGAGAGUGGCGUCUCAGCAGACCAGUUUUGAUGCGGCUGGCCCCAGGUCUCCAACAGCCAGCGUAAGGGUCCUUAGAUACCUCACACCUCCUGUCCUUCUUACAAUGUCAAAAUGGAACAGAAACAAACCAUUGUCCCUUCUGCUAGCCCCUACACCUUAACGGUUAGCAGAUCAGGAUUGGCAUCAUGUUUGAAAUUCAAUUCAUGAAUUGACAAUUGCUUAUUGUAUUUUAUGGUUUUAUCAAAAUCAGGAAGUAAACUGAAAUGAUCUUUGACAGAAUAUAAAACUGGAUUGACCUUGUAGCAGAUCAAGGGCCGUAUGUAUCAAACGUCUCAGGAGUGCUGAUCUAGGAUCACGUCCAACCUGCCUAUGUAAUCUUAUUCAUUAUGAUCUCUGAGGCAUAACUGAUCCUAGAUCAGCACUUCUGCUCUGAGAUACUUCAUACAUACAGCCCCUGAUAUGUGUAAGCAAAGAACACGUGCUGAGGGUCAAGGGUUAACUCCACCCCCUUCUGUGUGACAGGGCGAGCCAGAGACCCCACCCUCGAGGGCAGCCGCCGGCCCCGCCCAUCGCAGACACGUGCGGACCAUUCAGGAAGUGCGGACGACGGUCACACGCAUCAUCACAGAUGUGUACUACGAGGAUGGGAGAGAGGUGGACCGUAAGGUCACUGAGGUGGGACCAAGCAAGGCAUUUAGCUCAUAGACCUUUACUUUCUCCAACUCGUUCUUUUUGUCAUUGAUUACGCCUCACUGUUGCGGUGUGUGUAUGUGUCUUCCCGGUGUGUGUGUGUGUCUUCCCGGUGUGUGUGUCUUCCCGGUGUGUGUGUGUGUCUUCUUGGUGUGUGUGUAUGCGUGCAUGUGUGUCCCUUCUUUCUGUUCCUCAGGAGUCAGAGGAGCCGGUGGUGGACAGCCGUGUGUUGGACAGCGACAUCUCUCCGUGUCGCACCGGCAGCUCCAUGACCUCCGGUGACCUGGGUGAUGUCAGCUCUCUGUCCUCCAAGGCUUCCAGCCUGCAGCACAGCUCCGGGGGCACCAGCACAGUCAGGGGCCCUGCCCAGAGGGACCCCGACUUUAUCAUGCCGCCCAGCCGAGGGGCCAAGUCUGCCAGGUACUGUAAUGGACAUGGGUUUGAAUUGGAUUAUUAUAUAAAAAAAUGUAUGCAUGCAGUUCCUUUCCUGAUCUGAAUUGAUGGAAUUGACCUCCGACAUUUCCGUCUAGUGACUGCCUUCUGCCUUCUUGUAAUGAGUGGCCCUCAGUCUUUUGUAACAUGAUUUAUAUCCAUGCUCUGACACUAUUUACUGUGCUUAUUUCUUAGUCUUAAUCUCUGUUGUCUUCGCACUCACAUUUGCACACCUGUCAACAACACAAACAUGGGAGAAACUAAAUCAUUCCUAUACUAGACAAGGGUUCAGUAUCUUUAAGUUCCCUCUUAACCAUAGAAAUAGAAUUACUAGAAGUGACAUUCUAUGUCUAUGCUUUUAACCACUCUCACGUGUUGACAGGUAUGCAUGCAAAUGUCAGUCUUUGACUUUGUCCACUGUCUAACUACCCCUCCGCCACAUCCACAACCCCCCAACCCAACACCCAGAUAAGUUAUUCUAAGAUCCCCCUAUCAACACAUAUGGUAAGGCCUUAUCCACAACUGCUCCCCUACCUGGACCAACCCAUGUGGCCACAGUAUGGGUGUCCAUCAUCUGCCCCCUGUCUGCUGUGUGGACCGUCCCUCUCUUGGUAGGACUUGGCCUGGGCACAGAUUUAGGAUCAGCUAACCUUCCCCCAACCCUAACCUUCCCCCAACCCUAACCCUAAUCAUGAGGAAAAACAUAAAACUGACCUUAGUUCAGCUUUUAUGGGAUGAUUCAUCCUUCCCUGUCCCUCUACUCUCUGUCUGCAGCCCCAGGAGGGGUAGUGGGCCGCAGCAGAGGGGCCACAGGGGUCAAGUGGCGGGGUCAGAGUUCAUGGGAGAGAGAGUUCAAGGACUUCAUGGGUCGCGGGCCUUCACCCCACUGACGCCCCGCGGAAGAGCCAGGCGGGGCAGGCCUCCGUCCCGCUCACCUCUGUCCAGGUGAGCCCUGUCUAGGGACGCCACUGGAGCUGUAGUGGGUCAGAGUUCCAGAAACACCUAGUGACAUCAUCAAAAGCAGACAUUAGCUGCAUGUUCAAACACAACUACAUCCACGCCAGCACGUACGUAGCCAAUUGUGCCUUCCCAAAAUUGUGAUGCAACGCGAUUCAACUGGUGUGCAACACAUGGACACAUGGGAGUUGGUUGCUUCCCGACAUCAUUCAGCGUUCUAAAACGUGUAGGUGCGUGUAUGUUUUUUCCAAACUUUGAAAACAAGUAAACCUGAGAUGACAGACACUGAGAUAUAUAAUGAAACCUUAGCAUAGAGUACAGAAAUGGCUUUAGAACAAGGAUCCUCCAACCUGCUCUUCACAGAGAGCUGCAGUACCGCAGGUAUUUGUUAUAGACCAGGGUUACUGUCUCUCCAAUCCCAUACUGUCCCUGCUAACAUUCUCCUUUUCUUCCUCCCAAAACUCCUGCCAACGUGUCCUUUCCCUUUUCCAAUCAAUUACUCUGCAACCAGUGUUCGUCUUCCAAAACCCAUAUGGCCCUUGCUACCCUUACCCGUCUCCCAAUCCAUACGGCCUGCUCCGUUUUCCGUCUUCCAAUCCCCUACCCUGCAACCAGUUACUUCUCUCCAUCCCAAUGUCCCUCUAACCAGUGUUAUGCUCUCCAUCCCUCCUGUCUGUACCAGUGUUACUGUCUCUCCAAUCCAAUAAAGCCUGCUUAACCAGUUUAUGUCUCCCCCAAUCCCCUUACUUCCCCUCCAGUGUUACUUCUCCUCCAACCAACUUCCCUCCUUGUUCGUCUUCCAAUCCAUCUCCUGGGUAACCAGUGUUACCUUUUCCUUCCCAAUCCCAUACUGGCCCGCUACCGUUUACUCUCCCAAUCCCAAAUGGCCCUGUAAACUGUGUUACUGCUAACAUUCUCCUUUUCCUGUCUUCACUAAUCAUCUCAAUGCAACACAACUGUCUCCUUUUCCUGUCUUCACUAAUCAUCUCAAUGCAACACAACUCUCUCCUUUUCCUGUCUUCACUAAUCAUCUCAAUGCAACACAACUGUCCCUGUCUAAUAUGUAUGUUUCUUAUUUACUAUAAAGAACCCAAACUUUAAAUCACUACUGGUAGAAAUGUACAGUAUAUAGAACAUGACUAGUCUGUUCCACUGGAGAAGUAAUGCUGAUCUAUUCUUUACAUAACGUUUCUAAACAUAUCUGUCUGUAAUGUUCAAAACGUUGAUGGUGCUCUUUGUCCUAUUGACUCUGCCAGGGGUGCCGGCGUCCCGCGUGCCAAUGCCCGCGGCCAACCCCUGUCCUCCUCUGAGGAUGAGCCCUACACCCGCCUGUGUCCCACCCCGCGCAUCCCAGACUGCCCUGCGGUCCCCAGCCACUCCUCCACGUCUCUCCUCACCACCACCUCCCCAGAUGAAGGCAGUCCAGCUGGGAGCAGCUUCGUGGGGCUUCGCGUGGUGGCCAAGUGGUCCAGCAACGGCUACUUCUACUCGGGCCGCAUCACCAAGGACCUGGGCGAGGGGCGUUUCCGGCUGCUCUUCGAUGACAGCUAUGAGUGCGAGGUCACGGGCAAGGACAUCCUGCUGUGUGACCCCAUCCCCCUGGACACUGAGGUCACGGCACUGCUGGAGGACGAGUACUUCAGCACAGGUGAUGCCGUGUUCAAAACAACUAAGAACUCUGAAAAAUAUGAGGUCAAAUCAUGACGUCAGUGAUCUUCAGGUCGGAAAGUCGGAGCUCUAGAAAGAGACCCGAGGUCCCGAGUUGGAAUUCCGAGUUGGAUGACCGUUCGAAUCGUUUUUUCCCAGUCAGAGCUCAUUUUCUUCCUAGUUCCCAGUUGUUUUGAAAGCUCGGAAGUCGGAGAUUUCCGAGUUCCCAGUUCUGAGUUCCCAGUUGUUAUAAAUGCGGCAUGAGAAGGGGAGGGGAGAGGACAGAUUGUUUACACUCCCAAAGUUUCCACUUGAACAAUCCCUGUCAUGGAUUUAAAAGCAUUGGAUUGGUUUGGUGUAAGCAUUGGCUGGAGGAAGUUUCUCCCAUGGUUAAACCCAUGACAGGGAGUGUGCAAACACGUGUGGAGAAUCUGGAUGCUGGACAGGAGAAGACAGGAGAAGAGAGAAUGGGGUUAGAAUGGGUUUGGAGUAGAGGAUAGAAUAAUGGGACACAACACAGCCCCAUGGCUGAGAAGAAGUCAGGCUGUCACUGGAAACUCUUUUCUCUUCAUGUGGUUGGCCCUUUUCCCAUUUCUGUCUUUAAAUGGAAAAGAAGCUCCAACACAUUAGUGAUCCUGACUCUCUACAAAUGUAAUGGAUCUUCAGUGGAGCGUUAACAUCACCAGUGUGCUGUAGUCUCUCUUCAAUUCCCUAUAUUGGUUUUUCUCCAUGUUGCUGAUAUGAUUCUAUGUGAAUUUGACUGUUUUUCAACCCUUCUCUCUCUUUGCCUUGUCUCUCCAGGUCUAGUGAAGGGCUACAAGACGGAGGGCGAGGAGCUGUUCUACAGUGUGGAGAAGCAGGGACAGACUACAGCCACUACAGCUGGAGAGAGGGAGGGCCAGACUACAGCCACUACAGCUGGAGAGAGGGAGGGCCAGACUACAGCCACUACAGCUGGAGAGAGGGAGGGCCAGACUACAGCCACUACAGCUGGAGAGAGGGAGGGCCAGACUACAGCCACUACAGCUGGAGAGAGGGAGGGCCAGACUACAGCCACUACAGCUGGAGAGAGGCAGUGGUACAACCGCAGUUCCGUCAUCCUGACCAUGGAGCAAGGCAACAGGCUGAGAGAACAGUACGGCCUGGGGCCCUACGAGCCCUCCACGCCCCUGACCAAGGCCUCCGACAUCAGCCUGGGUAAGACAACCACAAAGCUUUGAGGACUGACUGAGUUAGAACCACAUAGCCGUGCCCUGGCAAGAACCUCAAGUACCCUUUCCACGGCCUCCCGAGUGCGCAGCGGUCUAAGGCACUGCAGUGCUUGAGGCGUCACUACAGAUCCGGGUUCGAUCCCGAGCUGUGUCGCAGCCGGCCACGACCGGGAGACCCAUGAGUCGGCUCACAAUUGGCUCAGCGUCGUCCAGGUUAGGGGAGGGUUGGCCGGCUGGGAUGUCCUUGUCCCAUCGCACUCUAGCGACUCCUGUGGCGGGCCGGGCGCAUGCAUGCUGACACGGUCGCCAAUUGUACGGUGUUUCCUCCGACACAUUGGUGAGGCUGGCUUCCGGGUUAAGUGAGCAGUGUGUCAAGAAGCAGUGCGGCUUGGCAGGAUUGUGUUUCGGAGGACGCAUGGCUCUCGACCUUCGCCUCUCCCAAGUCCGUAGGGGAGUUGCGGCGAUGGGACAAGACUGUAACUACCAAUUGGAUAUCAUGAAAUUGGGGAGAAAAAGGGGUAAAAAUAAAUACAAAUGUACCCUCUCCACACCGAGCCGAGCUGUACUGGCCUGAUUAUGCUACCACAAUAGUUGUUGGAACGGUUCUGGAAAGGACAAUGUGAAAAUAAAUGAUUGGACCUAGCACAGUACAGUACAGUCUGGGUUGGGUUGGCAUGAUAAUGUUAAAAGGGUAUAAUGUGAGCACUGCCCAAUAAGGAAAUAUAUUACAGUACUACCCUUAAGUUUGAGUUGAGUCAUCUCUACUUUUCACAAAGCUUUAUAAAGACUCCCAAGUCUCUGUGAAAACAGUGAUUCCUUCAUACAGGGAGGAUCAACUAGUGAUUCAUCAAACAGAAAUGAGGUUAAAUGUUAGUGUCAUUUCAGUGUCAAGUGUGAUGACUUGUGACAUUGCUGUGCCCACCCCCACAUUCUAUGGUGGUGUCUUCCACAGAUAACCUGGUGGAGGGGAAGAGGAGACGCAGGGGGAUCACAGGGGGGGCCCAGGGGACCCCCAACCGCAGCUCGGACAGCCCCCGCACCCCCGGCCCCUCUGGGAAGAGGAAGCUGAUCAGCUCUGAGGACAGGGACAGGGAGAGGACCCCGGCUAAGCGAGGCCGCAGGGGGGGAGGAGGACCCAGAGCCGGUACGGAGACCUGGUCACCCUAACCCUGACACCAUACCUUAACGCUGACCCUAAACCUAACCUCUGUGUCCAAGCCUAAACUCUCAACUGUAACCUCUAACAUUUAGGUUGAACCUAAAUGUCAACCCAAAACCUCAAAUGCCCAAACCCAGCCCCAGCCUUUUUAACACUAAGCCACAGCCCAAACCUCAACCCCAACCUCAGAGCAUAGAUCGCUGAGCUAGCCCUACAGACCUGACCCCAGAACAGUGGACUGAGAGCCCUUGGUGAUGCUUUGGAUAGGUGGAGGCAUUUUAUACAUUCUAGAAAUUUACAUUUACAUUUUAGUCAUUUAGCAGACGCUCUUAUCCAGAGCGACUUACAGUUAGUGAAUGCAUACCUAUAUUGAUUUAACAUAAUAUGGCUCAGUGGGGUGCAGAAUUUUUAGACUGCUGCAAAUAUACAUUUUAAAUGCACUAUUUAUUAAUACAAUUGGUUUUAGUCAGUAUUGGUACUUUUUUAAAUGCAUGAUUUUAAUUCUGAACAUAAUUAUUUUCUGAAUGUAAUCUGAACUAUAAGGGCAGGGCAUGCAAUGAAAAUGUAACGCUAUCCCUGAUGCAGUGAAAAUAAUUAAAAACAUUGAGUAAUGAAGUAAGCUUUAUGCGACAUCUUUUUGAGUGAGAACCCAUUACACCUCUUUGUUUGUCAUGGGAUUGUUUAAUCACCAACAUUUUAAAUAAACAAAGGUUUGGGAUUUUAAAAGAUUUUCUGUAAAGAGUACUCUUAGUAGUGCUAGAUUCUAUAACCAGUCAUAUGAAAGCCUGUGAGUUUGUAUUCAGACCCACAAAUAUAUUUUUGACCGCCACGGUACACUGCAACCACCACCCUCUCCUGAUAAAAUAAUAAUACAUUUAUAUGCCAUUUAGUCAUGCGUGCAUACUGCAUACAUUUUAUGUGCGGGUGGUCCUGGGAAUCGAACCCACUAUCCUGGCAUUACAAGUGCCAUGCUUUACCAACGGAGCGACAGAAGACCUUAGGCUGAGUUGGUAUGUGAAUAACUACUAAUAGACUUGGUGUUGGUCCACGUGUGUAAAGGAGACAGGUAAAGGUGUGUUUUUAUAGUAUCCACUGUUAUUUGCUUAGAGGGGUGUCUUUCCAUAAACUUUUCACCCCUUUGAACCACGCACGGAUCACCUGUUUUCCUUUAGUUGUUUGAAGGGCUGAACCUCACGUUUUACUGCACCGGUGGUAUUCCUGUUCUUCCUCAGUCUGUUAUAAAGCUCUUUCGCUUCAUAGACCUUUUCUCUCUUGAAAUAUACAAUUCCUACUGUUUCAUUAAUGGUUUCUAAUUUCUGCUGUCUAUUUCUCUCUCUCGUUCUCUCUCUCUCUGUUUAUGUGUGUCUCUCUGACUGUCUGUCUCCGUCCAUCCAUCCAUCCCUCUCCACAGGUCAGCGGGUUGGUGUGUGUAACACCUCAGGCAGUGGCACUGACCUGCCCUGCGACCAUGGUGCCCUGCUGGAGACCCACGGCCCGCUGCCCCAGAGUGCAUCUCUCUUCCUGGGCUUUGCCUUCAUGCUGACGGCAUCGUCAGAGAGCGACCGCCAGACCAACCAGCCAAUCAGCGACGGCGAGGAGGGUGAGAAGGCUAUGGCCCAAUCCCAAAUCUACCCCUAAACCCUACGUCCUUGUGGAGAUCGGAGAGGAUUUGAUCGGUAUAAGCAAUAUGGUGAAACUUUCAUCUCGCCUAUCAAAGGGCAAAGUGGAGCUAUUACCAAAUUGCAUACACCUGUCAAAUCCAGUCAGAUCUCUAGGGUCUAGGGGUCGAUUUUGGAUCAAACCCUUGUGUAGUUCCAGACAGUGGAACACCCCUUAAAGGGAUAGUUCAUUCCAGUGUUCAAAUUAUAUAUUGUCUUUUGGGGGUGCCCAACAUUGAAAUCUUGUGACUUUUUGGGGGAGCCCCACAUUUACAUUUUAAUUCUUAUGGGGUCUCUAAUUUGUUGUUCAGGGGGUCUCUAAUUUGUUGUUCAUCCCAAUAUUAAUGUUUGACAGAUGAAUCAUAAUCGGCGGAAUCCUAACUUUGAGACUUUGUUGUUAAUCAUUCAUUGAUGUCAAUGGGAAACAUGCUAGAAAAAUUCAACUGAGUACAUGGAUCUCAAGUAAGAAUUCUGCCCAGGGAUCUGGUUAGUUUUAGGCAAAGGUCUUCCACAGUGGUCUGCGCAGCCUCAAUGAAAUGUAUUUAAUUAAUUUGACACACACACAUCCUUUAAUGCUUAUCUAAAUGACAGCUAAAGAUCUCUCCAUGUGUGUGUUUGCUCUAUGACUGUCUAUGUUAACACGUUGUACGUUGUCCUUUCCCUCCAAUAGAGUACGUGCAGACGGCCCCCUAUCACAAACGCUACACUGAGACCCAGCUGGAGGCCGGAGGAGGCUUCAUCCUCCAGGACUUCAACGAGGAACAGGUGAGAUGGAACACCCAUAGAGAUAUAAUUACUUCUGAGCACACUUCUACAGCCAUGUCAGUUCUCCUGGAAUAUGGAGAGAAGCUACAGUAGGGAGGCAUUACUUUAUGUAGGCGCACUACAUCCUCUGCCAAGAGGUCUGCACCUAUACAGUAUGUCACUGGAGGUAGUGCACUUGCUCUGUAAACAAAGGGUCCCUGGUUCAAGUCCCAUUUCAGCAGUUUUUCCCCUCAAUUACUCCACUGAAAGAAUGGAAUGUUUAGCUUUCGUUCUACAUAUUCCAUUUCUACGUCAUAUUGCCCAUCCUGAAGUGUCCUCUCUUGUGAUUCCCUCCCUCCGCAGUGCAAGGCGGCCUAUCAGAGCCUGCUGAUCACCGACCAGCAUAGCCGAACCAGGAAGUACCUGCUGUGUGUGGCCAGUGGUGUGCCGUGUGUGUCUCACAUCUGGGUGAGGGACAGUUGCAAGGAGGGCAAGCUGCUCAACUACAGGAACUACCUGCUGCCCGCCGGAGUGGGCCCCGACGACCGCAUAGUGGAAUGGUGAGGAUUCUAGUUGCUUCUAUCCGAAAAUGAUGUCAGGCUACUCCUGUCACUAUCAUAUGCACAGGAAUAUUAAUGCAGGCACUUUAAGUCGGCACUCUCAAGUGGUACAAAUGUAAACAUUGGUAGUCUACUAUUAUAAUGGCAUCCACAGCCUAUCAAUCAAUCCCAUUUAGCAGUUGUCACAAAGUGCUUUACAGGUACCCAGCCUAAAACCCCCAAAGAGCAAGCAAUACACAAGCACAGUGGCUAGGAAAAACUCCCUGGAAAGGCAGGAACCUAGGAAGAAACCAGGCUCUGAGGCGUGGCCAGUCCUCUUCUGGCUGUACCAGGUGGAGAUUUAAGAGUACAUGUGGCCAGAUCUGUUCAAACGUUCCUUGAUGACUAGCAGGUUAAAACAAAUAACCAUGGUGGCUAUAGAGUGAAACAGUUCAACACCUCAGGAGGCAUGCAUUCAAAGUGAACAAAACACUUCAAGUAUUAAUAUGGUCGAUGUGCUGAGGGGAAUGCAUUGUGUUGUUUAUUUUGAUCAGGCAUCCGCGCUGCAGCCCGUUCAAGGCCCUGCGGGUCCUGUUGGUAUUUGAGAAGCCGGUGGAGCUGUGGUCUGAGCUGCUGACGAUGAGUGGAGCUUCCUCUGUGAGACAGCACCAAGCAGACAAGGACAGCUCUGGUACGUAUAGCACAGUACAAUACAUGCUCGCCUGUCCCUUACUAAUCAUGACCUAGCACUGUGCUUGAAAAUAAACAAAACAAACAUUUUGGUGUGCCUGUAUGGCAACACCCCUAACACUUAUUAGCCCUGAAGGUCACGGGUUCAAUCCACCUUUUCCACUUUCUGUUCUCCAGCCCACUUUCUGUUCUACAUCCCCCUCUGUAAAAGCCUUGAGUAGAGACAAAUGCAUGUUCUGGAUGUCUGCUUUCAUAACGUGUCUUCCGUUUGCGUCAACAGACAUUCCUGGGGGCAAGUUUGACGUGGUGGUCACAGACCGCACCUGUCCGUCAUUGGUUCUGAAGAGUGUGACAUCACAGGAAGUACCCAUGGUGUCGCCAGAGUGGCUAAUCCACAGUCUGAUCUGUGGGGAGCGCCUGGGAUACCAUAGCAACCCCCAAUAUCGUCAUGACUACACAUCCCCACCCUCAUCCUAAUCCGAGCCUCCAGUCGCACACAAAGGUUUGUUGUAGGUAGAAGAUGCCCUUAACCUCAGAUCUGGGAUCAGUUUCCCAAUGCUCAAUCAUAACCAUUAUGAGGGAUGAUAUCUGACCCUGUGUCAGUGCUUAGGAGCAACUUGUACCUACACAGACACACCUUCAACCAUGUUAAAUGUAUUGUAUCAGUUCUAUUGCAUGCUUCCGCUACUGUAUAUAGUUUUAACCUGUCUGUUUUUAUGGAAUAAUAAACUGAUAAUUUCAUUUUAAUUAUUGUUUAUUAGUCUGUUUCUUCAUGAAAAGGCACACACAUUAAUGAUACAGUAUUUACAAUUUAUACAAUAGGAUACGGUAGGGUAAGUAACCGAUGGAAACAACCGGUUCUCAAAUCUGUUUGUGCUGUAUAGCCAACUCCUACAUGAUCAUAUAACGCAAACAGAUCUGGGACCAGGCUAGAGGAACCAUACAAGCACAGGACAAUAUGGAAUAUUAAUUGAAACGAGAGUAUCAAAGACAUUUCGGGACACAAUGGGGUUAUGCAACAACAUACUGAUCUUCAAGUCCUUCAUCUGACUUGAAGAUAAAUGGUCUGGAAUGCUUGUGGCUCAAGAUCUCAUCUGGAAAUCCUCCAUUUUCUCUCCCAAUCAGAAACUGCAAAAGACAGGUAUCAGUGUUGAGGGGUGUGUAGGGUGAAGUUCCCCUUAGACGCUGAUCUUCGGUCAGUUCUGCAUUUGCCCACUAUUGGUUAAGGUUAGGAUUGAGGGAGGGGAAGCUGAUCCUAGAUCAGCAUAGGGGAAACUUCAACCGGAGUGUUGAGGGGUGCACCUCAACCUGAAAGCCUCUUUUGCAGGGUAUGUAGUGUUGUGAAGAAAAUAACACAAUGCUCUCAGGUAUUUAGUGCAGCAACAUUUCAAUCAGGCUCCUUACCAGGCCACAGUGCCCUCUGACUGGGUAUAGUGGAAUAUUGGGUUCCUACCUGCCCAGGGUGUAGUGUAAUGGGUUCCUACCUCCCCAGGGUGUAGUGUAAUGGGUUCCUACCUCCCCAGGGUGUAGUGUAAUGGGUUCCUACCUCCCCAGGGUGUAGUGUAAUGGGUUCCUACCUGCCCAGGGUGUAGUGUAAUGGGUUCCUACCUGCCCAGGGUGUAGUGUAAUGGGUUCCUACCUGCCCAGGGUGUAGUGUAAUGGGUUCCUACCUGCCCAGGGUGUAGUGUCCGGUCCCUACCUCCCCAGGGUGUAGUGUAAUGGGUUCCUACCUGCCCAGGGUGUAGUGUGAUGGGUUCCUACCUGCCCAGGGUGUAGUGUAAUGGGUUCCUACCUGCCCAGGGUGUAGUGUAAUGGGUUCCUACCUGCCCAGGAUGUAGUGUGAUGGGUUCCUACCUGCCCAGGGUGUAGUGUAAUGGGUUCCUACCUGCCCAGGGUGUAGUGUAAUGGGUUCCUACCUCCCAGGGUGUAGUGUAUGGUUCCUACCUCCCCAGGGUGUAGUGUAAUGGGUUCCUACCUGCCCAGGGUGUAGUGUAAUUGUUUCCCUACCUGACCCAGGGUGUAGUGUAAUGGGGUUCCCUACCUCCCCAGGGUGUUGAGUGUAAUGGGUUUCCCUACCUCCCCGGGGGUGUAGUGUAAUGGGUCCUACCUCCCCAGGGUGUAUGGGUAAUGGGUCCCUACCCCUCCCCAGGGUGUAGUGUAAUGGGUCCCUACCUCCCCAGGGUGUAGGUGUAAUGGGGUCCCUACCUUUCCCCAGGGUGCCUCCUGACUGGGUGUAGUGUAAUGGGUUCCUACCCCUGCCCAAGGGGGUAUAGUGUAAUGGUUUCCUACCGUCCCCAGGGUGGUAGUGGUAAUGGGUUACCCUACCUCCCCAUGGGUGUCGGUAAUGGGUCCCAUACCAUCCCCAGGGUGUAGUGUAAUGGGUCCCUACCUCCCCAGGGUGUAGUGUAAUGGGUCCCUACCUCCCCAGGGUGUAGUGUAAUGGGUUCCUACCUGUCCAGGAUGUAGUGUAAUGGGUUCCUACCUGCCCAGGGUGUAGUGUAAUGGGUUCCUACCUGUCCAGGGUGUAGUGUAAUGGGUUCCUACCUGUCCAGGGUGUAGUGUAAUGGGUUCCUACCUCCCCAGGGUGUAGUGUAAUGGGUUCCUACCUCCCCAGGGUGUAGUGUAAUGGGUUCCUACCUGCCCAGGGUGUAGUGUAAUGGGUUCCUACCUCCCCAGGGUGUAGUGUAAUGGGUUCCUACCUGCCCAGGGUGUAGUGUAAUGGGUUCCUACCUGUCCAGGGUGUAGUGUAAUGGGUUCCUACCUGCCCAGGGUGUAGUGUAAUGGGUUCCUACCUGCCCAGGGUGUAGUGUAAUGGGUUCCUACCUGCCCAGGAUGUAGUGUCCGGUUCCUACCUUCCCAGGGUGUAGUGUAAUGGGUUCCUACCUGCCCAGGGUGUAGUGUAAUGGGUUCCUACCUGCCCAGGGUGUAGUGUGAUGGGUUCCUACCUGCCCAGGGUGUAGUGUAAUGGGUUCCUACCUGCCCAGGAUGUAGUGUGAUGGGUUCCUACCUGCCCAAGGUGUAGUGUGAUGGGUUCCUACCUGCCCAGGGUGUAGUGUAAUGGGUUCCUACCUGCCCAGGAUGUAGUGUGAUGGGUUCCUACCUGCCCAGGGUGUAGUGUAAUGGGUUCCUACCUGCCCAGGGUGUAGUGUAAUGGGUUCCUACCUGCCCAGGGUGUAGUGUAAUGGGUUCCUACCUGCCCAGGGUGUAGUGUAAUGGGUUCCUACCUGCCCAGGGUGUAGUGUAAUGGGUUCCUACCUGCCCAGGGUGUAGUGUAAUGGGUUCCUACCUGCCCAGGAUGUAGUGUGAUGGGUUCCUACCUGCCCAGGGUGUAGUGUAAUGGGUUCCUACCUGCCCAGGGUGUAGUGUAAUGGGUUCCUACCUGCCCAGGGUGUAGUGUAAUGGGUUCCUACCUGCCCAGGGUGUAGUGUGAUGGGUUCCUACCUGCCCAGGGUGUAGUGUAAUGGGUUCCUACCUGCCCAGGGUGUAGUGUGAUGGGUUCCUACCUGCCCAGGGUGUAGUGUAAGGGGUUCCUACCUGCCCAGGGUGUAGUGUAAUGGGUUCCUACCUGCCCAGGGUGUAGUGUGAUGGGUUCCUACCUGCCCAGGGUGUAGUGUAAUGGGUUCCUACCUGCCCAGGGUGUAGUGUGAUGGGUUCCUACCUGCCCAGGGUGUAGUGUAAUGGGUUCCUACCUGCCCAGGAUGUAGUGUGAUGGGUUCCUACCUGCCCAGGGUGUAGUGUAAUGGGUCCCUACCUGCCCAGGGUGUAGUGUAAUGGGUCCCUACCUGCCCAGGAUGUAGUGUGAUGGGUUCCUACCUGCCCAGGGUGUAGUGUAAUGGGUUCCUACCUGCCCAGGAUGUAGUGUGAUGGGUUCCUACCUGCCCAGGGUGUAGUGUAAUGGGUUCCUACCUGCCCAGGGUGUAGUGUAAUGGGUUCCUACCUGCCCAGGGUGUAGUGUAAUGGGUCCCUACCUCCCCAGGGUGUAGUGUAAUGGGUCCCUACCUCCCCAGGGUGUAGUGUAAUGGGUCCCUACCUCCCCAGGGUGCCUCCUGACUGGGUGUAGUGUAAUGGGUUCCUACCUGCCCAGGGUGUAGUGUAAUGGGUUCCUACCUCCCCAGGGUGUAGUGUAAUGGGUCCCUACCUCCCCAGGGUGUAGUGUAAUGGGUCCCUACCUCCCCAGGGUGUAGUGUAAUGGGUCCCUACCUCCCCAGGGUGUAGUGUAAUGGGUCCCUACCUCCCCAGGGUGCCUCCUGACUGGGUGUAGUGUAAUGGGUUCCUACCUCCCCAGGGUGUAGUGUAAUGGGUUCCUACCUCCCCAGGGUGUAGUGUAAUGGGUCCCUACCUCCCCAGGGUGUAGUGUAAUGGGUCCCUACCUCCCCAGGAUGUAGUGUAAUGGGUCCCUACCUCCCCAGGGUGUAGUGUAAUGGGUCCCUACCUCCCCAGGGUGUAGUGUAAUGGGUCCCUACCUCCCCAGGGUGUAGUGUAAUGGGUCCCUACCUGCCCAGGGUGUAGUGUAAUGGGUCCCUACCUCCCCAGGGUGUAGUGUAAUGGGUCCCUACCUCCCCAGGGUGUAGUGUAAUGGGUCCCUACCUCCCCAGGGUGUAGUGUAAUGGGUCCCUACCUCCCCAGGGUGCCUCCUGACUGGGUGUAGUGUAAUGGGUUCCUACCUGCCCAGGGUGUAGUGUAAUGGGUUCCUACCUCCCCAGGGUGUAGUGUAAUGGGUCCCUACCUCCCCAGGGUGUAGUGUAAUGGGUCCCUACCUCCCCAGGGUGCCUCCUGACUGGGUGUAGUACUUGUUGUAGUCCAGCCUGAGCAGCAGCUGAGCCAGGUCAGAGUUGAUCUGGUGGUUUCUGACACUGGACAGGAUCUUGAAGAGCAGGAAGGACUGACGACUGAAACCCUGAAAUUACAGAUGAUGUACUUCAGUUUGCAUUGGCCAUUUAGCACCAAAGACUAAACAAGCAAUUACUAUAUAUUAUAUAUACACAGUACCGGUCAAAAGUUGGGACACACCUACUCAUUCCAGGGUUUUUCUUUAUUUUUACUGUUUUCUACAUGGUAGAAUAAUCAAAGACAUCAAAACUAUGAAAUAACACAUAUGGAAUCAUGUUGUAACCAAACAAGUGUUAAACAAAUCAAAAUAUAUUUUAUAUUUGAUUCACUAUUAUUCUACAAUGUAGAAAUUAGUAAAAAUAAAGAAAAACCCUGGAAUGAGUAGGUGUGUCCAAACUUUUGACUGGUACUGUAUAUAUACAGUGAGGGAAAAAAGUAUUUGAUCCCCUGCUGAUUUUGUACGUUUGCCCACUGACAAAGACAUGAUCAGUCUAUAAUUUUAAUGGUAGGUUUAUUUGAACAGUGAGAGACAGAAUAACAACAAAAAAAUCCAGAAAGACGCAUGUCAAAAAUGUUCUAAAUUAGGGAGAUAAGUAUUUGAUCCCUCUGAUGACUUAGUACUUGGUGGCAAAACCCUUGUUGGCAAUCACAGAGGUCAGAUGUUUCUUGUAGUUGGCUACCAGGUUUGCACACAUCUCAGGAGGGAUUUUGUCCCACUCCCCUUUGCAGAUCUUCUCCAAGUCAUUAAGGUUUCGAGCCUGACGUUUGGCAACUCGAACCUUCAGCUCCCUCCACAGAUUUUCUAUGGGAUUAAGGUCUGGAGACUGGCUAGACCACUCCAGGACCUUAAUGUGCUUCUUCUUGAGCCACUCCUUUGUUGCCUUGGCCGUGUGUUUUGGGUCAUUGUCAUGCUGGAAUACCCAUCCACGACCCAUUUACAAUGCCCUAGCUGAGGGAAGGAGGUUCUCACCCAAGAUUUGACGGUACAUGGCCCCGUCCAUUGUCCCUUUGAUGCAGUGAAGUUGUCCUGUCCCCUUAGCAGAAAAACACCACCAAAGCAUAAUGUUUACACCUCCAUGUUUGACGGUGGGGAUGGUGUUCUUGGGGUCAUAGGCAGCAUUCCUCCUCCUCCAAACACAGCGAGUUGAGUUGAUUCCAAAGAGCUCCAUUUUGGUCUCAUCUGACCACAACACUUUCACCCAGUUCUCCUCUGAAUCAUUCAGAUGUUCAUUGGCAAACUUCAGACGGGCCUGUAUAUGUGCUUUCUUGAGCAGGGGGACCUUGCGGGCGCUGCAGGAUUUCAGUCCUUCACGGCGUAGUGUGUUACCAAUUGUUUUCUUGGUGACUAUGGUCCCAGCUGCCUUGAGAUCAUUGACAAGAUCCUCCCGUGUAGUUCUGGGCUGAUUCCUCACCGUUCUCAUGAUCAUUGCAACUCCACGAGGUGAGAUCUUGCAUAGAGCCCCAGGCCGAGGGAGAUUGACAGUUAUUUUGUGUUUCUUCCAUUUGCGAAUAAUCACACCAACUGUUGUCACCUUCUCACCAAGAUGCUUGGCGAUGGUCUUGUAGCCCAUUCCAGCCUUGUGUAGGUAUACAAUCUUGUCCCUGAUAUCCUUGGAGAGCUCUUUGGUCUUGGCCAUGGUGGAGAGUUUGGAAUCUGAUUGAUUGAUUGCUUCUGUGGACAGGUGUCUUUUAUACAGGUAACAAACUGAGAUUAGGAGCACUCCCUUUAAGAGUGUGCUCCUAAUCUCAGCUCGUUACCUGUAUAAAAGACACCUGGGAGCCAGAAAUCUUUCUGAUUGAGAGGGGGUCAAAUACUUAUUUCCCUCAUUAAAAUGCAAAUCAAUUUACUGGUAUAACAUUUUUGACAUGCGUUUUUCUGGAUUUUGUUGUUGUAUUCUGUCUCUCACUGUUCAAAUAAACCUACCAUUCAAAUUAUAGACUGAUCAUUUCUUUGUCAGUGGGCAAACGUACAAAAUCAGCAGGGGAUCAAAUACUUUUUUCCCUCACUGUAUAUGCGUGCCAAUGGGUUUUCGAAAUACUAUUGUUAGCAGACAGAGCCUCACCUUGACCAAGAUGUCCAGUUGGGCUGUUCCUCUCUCAUCCAGCGGAGCCACGUUCUGGCUGACCAAUGAGCAGAAGUUAUGACACAGCUCCAGGAUCUCAUUCAGACAGUGGAACACCUGGGGUGGGAGAGAAGACAGUGGACGAAAUUCAAAAAUGAAUGGCCAACUAUGGCUAAGUGGUCACUCAUGGCUGAAUCCUAAUUUGAUAUCAGUGUUGUUGUUAAUCUCCAACUGACAUCAACGCAUGAUUAGCACACAAGCGCAAGACCAUGUUCAAGGUUGUCUUCAUUGCAGUCGCGUUGCGCUAUUGGGUCAGGGAAGGGUUUACCUUCUCAGGAACCAUAUCAAAGUGAUACGGCAAUCUGAUCAUCUGCAUAACGUGACUGCAAUAAAGAAUACCUGCAAGUGGCCUUAAAAGUUACUGCUACAUUGUAUUCACGUCAAAUGCUAAUAAAUUGAGAUGCUAACCGGCUUGAGCAGGAUGAAGGACUGUGCUAGCAGGUUGCUAAGGAAGUGGUCGUGGGCCAGCCGGAUGCUCUCAAAGUCUCUGGUGGAGUUGAUCUGCUGCAGCAGCUGAGAGAACUGAGACUCCAGCACGUCCACCUGAGGGAGGAGGGAGAGGAGGAGCACAGCCAUGUUUGAUAUAUUACACCAACAACAAGAUCAUUCAUAGCCUGGUCCUAGAAAUAGAUGUGUUGUCUUGCCAACACCUUAGAGCAGGCUAUACAGAUCUGGGACCAGUAACAAAAAGAGGAACUGAGCAGCAAAAAAAAAUGUGCUUGGUAGUUCUAGAACAAAGAAAGGUAUGCUUGUUUGCAUUAAUAUGCCCAUGGUAAAACUGAGUGUGGUACAUUCAGCCUCUCAAAUUCCCUCCCAAAGCUGAAUAAGGCUGUAUAGUUUUAUACCUGUUCAUGUCUUUACUACUGCUCUCUAUUCUUACAAACAGACCAGAUGCACUGUACAGUACUUAGUCUUUGGAUGUACAGAUCACUCACAAAUCACACGUGGUUGUGGUUCUGUGUGGCUCAGUUGGUAGAGCAUGGCACUUGCAAAGCCAUGGUUGUGUGUUAGAUUCCCACGGGGGACCAGUACAAAAAAGUAUGAAAAUGUAUCCACUCACUGCUGUUAGAGUGUCUGCUAAAUGACGAAAAUGUAAAAAUGUAAUUUCUACAUAGAAUCACCUGUAGGUAGUACUGCAGGUUGUCCACCAGGAAAGCCAUGUGGUUGCGUAGCCUCCACUUGACAGCGUCUGUCUGGUUGGAUUUGAGGUGUUUCCUCUGCAUCUGUAGAGCCCAGCAGUGCUGCAGCUCAGACUGCACCCGCCGCACACUCAGCAGGUAGCGGAAUAUUACAUUAUACCUGGGGGACAGGACACGGUCGUAGAUAUUACAUUAUACCUGGGGACAGGACACGGUCGUGGAUAUUACAUUAUACCUGGAGGACAGGAUACGGUCGUAGAUAUUACAUUAUACCUGGGGAACAGGACACGGUCGUAGAUAUUACAUUAUACCUGGGAGACAGGACACGGUCGUGGAUAUUACAUUAUACCUGGGAGACAGGACACGGUCGUAGAUAUUACAUUAUACCUGGGUGACAGGACACGGUCGUGGAUAUUACAUUAUACCUGGGGGACAGGACACGGUCGUGGAUAUUACAUUAUACCUGGGGGACAGGACACGGUCGUGGAUAUUACAUUAUACCUGGGGGACAGGACACGGUCGUGGAUAUUACAUUAUACCUGGGGGACAGGAUACGGUCGUGGAUAUUACAUUAUACCUGGGGGACAGGACACGGUCGUGGAUAUUACAUUAUACCUGGGGAACAGGACACGGUCGUAGAUAUUACAUUAUACCUGGGGAACAGGACACGGUCGUAGAUAUUACAUUAUACCUGGGAGACAGGACACGGUCGUGGAUAUUACAUUAUACCUGGGAGACAGGACACGGUCGUAGAUAUUACAUUAUACCUGGGUGACAGGACACGGUCGUGGAUAUUACAUUAUACCUGGGGGACAGGACACGGUCGUGGAUAUUACAUUAUACCUGGGGGACAGGACACGGUCGUGGAUAUUACAUUAUACCUGGGGGACAGGACACGGUCGUGGAUAUUACAUUAUACCUGGGGGACAGGAUACGGUCGUGGAUAUUACAUUAUACCUGGGGGACAGGACACGGUCGUGGAUAUUACAUUAUACCUGGGAGACAGGACACGGUUGUGGAUAUUACAUUAUACCUGGGGGACAGGAUAUGGUCGUGGAUAUUACAUUAUACCUGGGGGACAGGACACGGUCGUGUUCAUUAGGGCACAUGUAGAAAAUUUUUUUGAAACAAAAAUCACUCAUAUCAAUUUAAAUCUUUAUUAGAACCCCCAUUAGCUGAUGCCAUGACGAUAGCUAGUCUUCCUGAAACUGACACUAAGUCUAAACUGAAUCGGACACAAACUGAUCAUAAGGAAAAUAAAAAUAAGUUAUAUGAACAGAGAACUUGUGAGGAAUGCAAUACAAAAACAUGAAGGUACAAACAAUGGUUAUAUACACUCAGUGGACAGUUUAUUAUGUACACCCAUCUAGUACCGGGUCAGACCCACCUUUGUCUCCAGAACAGCCUGAAUUCAUGUUUUUGUUAAUAACCAAACACAAACCUACACCUACGAACAACAACUUACAGACGCACACAAACAACGACUACAUCUCCUCUGUCCAGACCUGCAUGCUCACACCUCCAUCCCUAGUACCUGCAUUAUUGUUUGCCACAUUGCCUGAAACGCCACCAUUUUGUUUCUCUCCGUUGCCCACGCACUUUCAAUAUCUCAAUAAUAAAUCAUUAGAUUUUUCCAUUGUGUUAACGAUGGCAGAAUUAUUGAUUUCCACGUUUUUAGUAUACGUUUUUUUCAAGAUGAGUGAUGAGCCUGAAUUCUUCGGGGCAUGGAUUCUACAAGCCGAUAAUGUUCCACAGGGAUGUUGGUCCAUGCUGACGCGAUGGCAUCACCAGUUGCUGCAGAUUGGACGCCGGUACACCACUGCCACCAGCCUGUACCAUUGACACCAGGCAGGAUAUGUCCAUGGACUCAUGCUACUUACGUCAAAUCCUAAAUCUGCCAUCAGCAAGACGCAACAGGAACUGGGAUUCGUCGGACCAGGCAAUGUUUUUCCACUACUCAAUUGUCCAGUGCUGGUGAUUGCGUGCUCACUGCAGCCACUUCUUGUUUUUAGCUGAUAGGAGUGGAACCCGGUGUGGUCGUCUGCUGCAAUAGCCCAUCCGUGACAAAGAUUGGUGAGUUCUGCGUUCCGAGAUGCCGUUCUGCACACCACUGUUGUACUGCGCCAUUAUUUGUCUGUUUGUGGCUCGCCUGUUAGCUUGCACAAUUCUUGCCAUUCUCCUUCGAUCUCUCUCAUCAAGAUGUUUUUUUGUCGCACCAUUCUCGGUAAACCCUAGACACUGUCGUGCGUGAAAAGCCCAGGAGGCCGGCCGUUUCUGAGAUACUGGAUCCGGCGCGCCUGGCACCGACAAUCAUACCACACUCAAAGUCGCUUAGGUCACUCGCUUUUCCCAUUCUAAUGUUCAAUCAAACAGUAACUGAAUGCCUCGAUGCCUGUCUGCCUGCUUUAUACAGCAAGCCACGGCCACGUGACACACUCAGUCUGUAGGAGCGAUCCAUUUUCGUGAACGGGGUGGUGUACCUAAUAUUCCUAUGUCUGUUUGCACAAACAUUUGCUAAUGGAUAUCACUUUAUGUUAAAGGUUGAGUCAGCGAUGCACAAAGUAAAAAGCAAUAUCGUGUCGAUUUCCACAACUACUAAGAGCAUUGAAGCGCGAGGCUAAACUUCUCCACUGUUACCGGUCCUGCAGCUGUUACCUGGUCAAAAGUAGUGCACUAUAUAGGGAAUAAGGUGCCAUUUGGGAGGCAGCCGUUGCCUGCUGUAGAAUACUCACUUCUCCAGAACGGCAGGGGUGAAGAGGAUGUGCAGGGGCCACUGGACCUUGUAGGCCAAGCCCAGAGCAGCCCAGCCCGUAGGGGGCACCUCCCUGGGGGAGGACUCCUGUGGGGGAGUGGCCCCUUCCCUGGUCCCUGUGGCAUCUGAGAACACAAUCAUACUGUUAGCCACAGGAUGGCUCCAUACCAGAGUAUUUGAGCGGUUUGAAAUCCCAGUCAUGGAACAGUCUUUGUGCACCACCCUGGCGCUCAACAUCCUUUCCUGUCUGCUAAAAAAAAAAAUAGCUCAGGGCUCACAGAAAAAAAACUGCCUCUCCAAAUUCGAUCCAUUCAUUUUUUGUUUAAAAAGAUAAUUUAACAAACACCCCAUCUACUUUUGUGACUGUGUACCCUUUGUUUUUGAAGUAGACCAUCGUAAGAAGUUUCAACAUAGGCUACUAAACAAGGACCUGUCUAGGUGAUAGGCUAUGUGGCCACUGUGUUAAAAAACUAAUAGCUUUUUCGCUAAUCUAUUGAUGAUCAGAUACUUCAGUUGUAACUGGUUCUGUUGCUCUCACAUUUGACAGUUGACAGACAACUUUAGCACUGUUACAAACUUAAACUCCUCUUUUUUUUAACAAUAGCUUGUAUAGAAACCAAAACUUCUCUGGUGCUGCUGCAUGUGCUCAUUGGUUGUCUUGUCAUCAAUUACACAAGUUGUGACAUAUUUCUUGGUGGACUCAUAUCAACAGCUCUGGGCAUUAGUGGUGGGGUUAGGCUAAAUAAAUACAACAUAAUAGGCCUAAUUAAAAGAACAGUGAUGAAGGAAAUGAAAAAUGGUGGGCAGAGCAUGGCCAGAGGUUGUGGCUGAGCAUUACAGGAGAGAAGGCCGACGCUCCUACAUUUUUAAAAUCAUUACACACGCUCCACUCCUCUCUCCACUCUGCUCACAUCCUCUGAUCCACUCCAUAGCAUUGUUCACAAGAUGGCACAAACUGGGUAGAAGACAUAGACGAAUGGAUCAUCCCAAAUAGCACCCUAUUCCCUAUGAAGUGCAAUACUUUUGACCAGAACUUUGUGAAAAGUAGUGCACUUAUGUGGAUUAGGGUGCGAAGUUCAGUAGCCUUCUUUUCUCAUCUGCUUUCCUUCAUCUGCUUUUUAAAAAAGAUAACAGGUGAAACAGGUGACUUCCCAGUACAGAUCCACCAGAUUGCCUUCUAUCUCGUGUUCCCAGGUUAUAGCAGAAGCAGAUGACAGAGAGAAGAUGAAGACGGGCGUCCAUUUUAGACUGUCUUACAGUUAGCCACAAGAUGGCAGCAACUGGUUACAAAACAAUAUACUGGAGAACACAGCUGCCAGUCCCAAUAUGUUCCUUACCCCUUCCCCUUGGCCCUGACCUUUCCAUAUUUACAGAUCUGAAUGGUAUAAAAAGGUAUAAGCAGUGUCAUGGUGGACUUUCUGCCAUAUUGGAAGGGUAAGUUAGGGCCAUGGGGGAAGAGGUAGUAGGGAGCAGACCUGUGUUCAAAUACUAUUUAGGGUAUUUCAAUUACAUUUCAAAGUAAAUAUUUUCUUUUAAAAUACAACUAGCUGAAUAUUGGAAUGUAUUUGGAAAUACACUUGGAAAGUAUUGGCAUGUAUUAGAAAAUACACAGAAAAUAAGUAUUUCAAAAACAAAUACUCAAAUAAAAGUAUUUGAACCCAAGUCUGGUAGGGAGUGAAGAGAGAACUCCAAGCAGCGCUGGUUAAACAUACAGUUAGACCUCCUACCACUCCUAGUGGAGGGUUUCGGCUCCAUUGAAAAGCCUCUGAGGAACAAACCUUUGCUCUCCUUCCCCUGGUAGUCGAUGGUGAGGUGCAGGAGAGGCAGGAGGUUGUCGUCGUCCAACAACACCUUGUGAGCAGCCUGCUGAAAGGCCACAUUUACGUCUGUGGAAGGGGUGGAGAAAACAGCCAUAGUUAGAUACAAAGAAUAACUGCAAUAGACAUGAGGCCUGUUCAUACUCUUCUACACUGCUUCCUUCCUUCCUUGGAAUAACAACAAUCAGAAAUGAUCGGGUUGGUGAAAGAUAUUUACUGGAACCCCUACUUUGAUCUAGCCACAGUGUUAGAUCAGUGAUCACUUCAAGGAAGGGAGGAAGUUAGGAUGCAGUUUAAACUGCAGUUUGACAUAUUCCAACAGGACCAUGGUUUGUGAUUGAAUAAAGGGUGAAUUUUCCAUAAAAUGAAGUUGGCCCUUAGCGCUUAGUGCAUUCUACCUCCUAUAAAUCAAGUUUAGAUAUCUGUUCGAGUAAACUGAUCCUGGAUCUGUGAACGUACCGUGUUCAGUGACAGCUGUGGGCGGGGUCUUGAGCAUGUGCUGAGCGUGGUCAAUGAACACCUGGUACAGCUCGCCACGGCCCAACAGGUAAAAGUCCUUUAUGAUCUACAGGUAAAGAGAAACGGCGUGUUUGACGGGGUCAGUUUGAACAAGGCGAGGCACAGAAUCACUCAUCUUGAUCACAUGAUGAGAAGUUAUUUGAGAUCCAAGGGGAUUUAUAGAUCAGUGAUUCUGCUCAGUCCGACAGCAAUGUAGUCGAGCUCAAACAUGCACACUAACAAUCUCAAAUCAACUCUAAACUGUCACAGCUAGAUAGUCCAAAUACAAACCUUAAGUUGCCCCAGGAGAUCGGAUUCCUCCACCAUCAAUGUCCACAGGUGCUGCAAAUAGAAGGAUACAUUGGUUAAUCAAUUGUUUAUUGGAAUCCCAUACCGAUGUUAUUGAGAUGAAUGUAGCCCUAACAUCACCUGAAUAGAACAGGACCUUGUUGUCCAGCUCAUAGUGGGAAGUUGCAGCAGUCAUUACAAACACAUAUCUGACAUUUCCUAGAUAUGUUGAAGUGCCAAGCCCACCUCUGCCACGGUGCUGCGGAUGCCGUCUAUGAGGUUCUCAAAGUCCACUAGGCUGAAGAGGGGCUGCUGUUUGAGACGGUGCAGCUCUGUAGCAAACAUGUCCUCCUGGUGCUUCAGUAUAGAGCCUGGACACAAACACAGACAGAGGGAAAGGGAAAGGGAGGAAAACAUUAUCCAUCAAAGAUCUUCCAAAUUCUUUCAUUACAAGUCCAAUGUGGAUCUCCUGAAGUGAUAUUGUCGCAAUAUGUUAGAUUGAAGUAGUGUUUGGCGAGCUGUUUUGGUGUUUAUUUGUUGUUGAUGUUUUUAGAGAAGCGUAGCAACCAAAGCAAACCAAUUAGAUGCCAAAAUCAGAAAUAAUGCUAACAAGUUGUCAAAGAACUUCUAGUAAGGUAAGCAAAUGAUUGAGGGUGAAAACCCAGAAAACAAUCACUUCUUCCUCACUCUACUGUUUCCCUACUGCAGCUAAAUCACAAUAGGUAAAAACAUCAGCUUGCUAAAGCUAGAUGACUAACAAGUCAAUGUAAAACGCAGCUACAGUAAAUGUGAAAGGAAAAAGCACAUAAGAAAAGGUAAAUGUGUGGACCAGGUUCUCACCAGCUCUGGACGGGCUGUGGUUGUGGUUCUCAAACAUCUGGACGGACUCCCCCACGAAGAGGAUCUUCUCAGCCACGCGGAUGGGGAUGUAGGAGGGCAGCAUCUCAGCCCGCAGAGAGAACUGCUGCAGGGACGGAGCCAGCAUGUUCUCUUCUUCUAUCAGCCUCUACAGCGGAACACAGACAACAGCAUCGUUCAUUAGGGCACGCAACGGAAAACACUUUCAAACAGAAAAAACUAAAUUGAGCAUGUCUUAUUGGACCAGUCUGGGUACUCACACCCUGUUUCAGUUAGUUUUUCCCUGCCUUGUGAACAUGACCAAAUCAGCCUCCUGAAGCUGACUUAUAAGUACAUACACAUGACUUUUAGAUCUUAUCCAUCCUACAAUCUUUACUCCAACAGCAGUGGUGCAAGCUUUACACUAAUGCAAGCACUUCAAAUCCAAGUGGACAGAUAAAGUGACAAGGUAUGGAGUAGGAUGAAAUUACUCAUUGACACUGAUCUUAGGUCAGCUUUGCCUCCCCACCCCUGAUGUUUAAGAUUAGGAUUUGGUGGGAGAUAUAAACUGAUCCUGAAGCUGUGCCCAAGGGCAACUUCUACCCGCCAUCUCACCAGAUCCUGUAGUUCUCUCAGCUGGAAACAUGGAUGCAACUGCCCAUAGACGCUGAUCUAGGAUCAGUUUUGUCUCUUAUCUUAGCUCAGCCAGUUAGGGGAAGAUAAAAGCUGAUACUGAAUCUUUGCAUAAGGGCUCUCACCAGGUCCUGUAGUUCUUUCAGCUGUUUACCGCUGAGGCCUCCGAUCCCCAGGUCCUCCUCGUCAUCCUCCUGGUUGGCGGCGGCCCCUCCAGCGCUGGGCCCCUGCUUCACAUAGAACUCCUCACUCUGGUCCAGCAGCAGACCGUGCAGCAUCCACGCAGCCAGCUGCUUGUACAUCACCCCGUGGCACACCGCCAGGAUCCUGGGUAGACAGACAGACAGCAGAGAGAUCCUUUAUGUUGUGUUGCUCUAAGAAACACCAUCCAGGUAUCAUUCAAGAUUCAAGUGUUUAUGUGUAGCAGGAUAUGACAUAUGUCAUGGGAAUAAUUUAUCCAGGGGUGAAAUAACGAUUUAGAAAAAAAAGCACCCCGGGAUCUUACCAUUGUAAAAUCACAGAGAAUUCAAAACCCCCUUCAGGUUUUUCCUGGAAAUAUGGUAUGCAUAUUUCACUUUGCAGCAUCAGUUUCAGGAUGACACCACACAUGCAGCAUAUAUCCAAGUAAGAGCAUAAACAUGCAUAAAGCUUCUAUAAGAGGCUAACUUAACUUUUUCAAUCAAAUGUGGUGGCCGUAACUUACUUCUCCAGGGCCAUGCGUACAGGGGGCAGGCCUCCACAGCUGUGCUUGUACACCGUCUCCAGGAUCUGACAACCGUGGAUCUAAUUAGGACAGACAGGAUAUGACCUCAUUUCCAUAUUCCACACUAAUUGAUUGAACCGUAUCUACCCAUCAUGCACUCUGCUCUGAGCGCUGUGACACCUUUAUGCCCCUGUGCUACAGCAGCCACCAUGGUGAACUUUAAAUACGUGGGAGAAAGAUAGAUUUACAUUUUUCUGUGACAAUACCAAGGCACUUCAGAAAUGCGUUGACCCUCGAGUUUGAGAACAUAAAUAGUUUUUGGAGGGUGCUAUGGGUGUAUGAAAAGUGCUUUAUGAGUGUCUUAAAUAAUUUCCUCCAAGGUAAUUGUGUGAUUUCUCAGUCAUAUCAGAAGGCGAGUGAAUACUUUUGUCUCCAUUGUAAUGCCCUUACCUUCUGGGACUGUAUUGUCUCCAUUGUAAUGCCCUUACCUUCUGGGACUGUAUUGUCUCCAUUGUAAUGCCCUUACCUUCUGGGACUGUAUUGUCUCCAUUGUAAUGCCCUUCCUUCUGGGACUGUAUUGUCUCCAUUGUAAUGCCCUUACCUUCUGGGACUGUAUUGUCUCCAUUGUAAAGCCCUUACCUUCUGGGACUGUAUUGUCUCCAUUGUAAUUCCCUUCCUUCUGGGACUGUAUUGUCGCCAUUGUAAUGCCCUUACCUUCUGGGACUGUAUUGUCUCCAUUGUAAUGCCCUUACCUUCUGGGACUUUAUUGUCUCCACCACCACCAUAACAGAGGGAAACAGCAACUGAAACUGGAGAAGAACAACAUGAUUACAUUAAAUUACUAGGAUAUAUUGUUACAUUAAUAUUCAUGACAUAUUGAAAGAUACAGUGGUUCUUCUGACUGUAGGUGUGAAAGUUCACAUUUAAUGAUGGAAUCCGCAUUAUGGGAAACAGCGCCACUGUCUGGAUUGGCCGAUGUGGAUGAAAAUCCAGCACUUGAAGAAAGAGGAAAUUAGGAAUAUAUGUAUAAUUAGUUAACUACAUGUACAGAACAUGGGAGCGAAAGUAGAAGUCUUUUGAUCCGUUAGUUUACUCCAAUCAGGGGAGGGGUGGAGGGGUGACAGCCCCCCAGCACCUUUUUAUUGUUUUUGUUUUGUGGACGAAAUGGAGGUGAGGUGCGUCGAGCAGUGUGGUAAAAAGAAAAGUGCAUUACAUAUUCUGUUGUUGUAUCUCGCGUGCAAUGUUGUCCGAGGGAAUUCUACUUCAAAUGUAUAACAAGGAAAUCUAAAUCAGAAAAACUAUAAAAAACAGUAACCGCCAUUACCUGAUCCAGCAUAUAAUUCACAUGAGAUAUGGAGAGAUGCGGGUCGCCAAGAAACUGCAAUGA